Sinocyclocheilus grahami is the source of this 693-nucleotide messenger RNA. Its product is annotated as BEN domain-containing protein 4-like. The transcript has a single exon. The record is from RefSeq and is a predicted model, not a curated record. The coding region runs from base 244 to 693 and encodes 149 amino acids. Lineage: Eukaryota; Metazoa; Chordata; Actinopteri; Cypriniformes; Cyprinidae.
CAUAUACACACCGAGCGGCGGAGGCGCGUGCGGACGCCGCCGGUAUUCCCCUGUUGGUAGAAUAAAAGCCAGCGAGUGCUGUUACCGCCAGGGGAUUGGAGCAAUGACUUGUCAGUAAAGUCACCCACCCUCUGAGUAUCUCAGACAGAGUUAGAAGUGUUUGAGACACAGAGCAAGCCGGCGAGACACUGGUAUAACUGAUUUAACCAGACCGGGACAGAACGACACUCACGUGCGAGGGAGAUGGAGGAGGAGAUGCUACCGGCAGACGAAGGUCUCUCUGCGCCCAAAAUCUGCAGGCAGCAGCAGCAGCGGAGUCCGUACAGCUCUCUCAAGACCUUCCCGAGCAAACGCGCGGCGGGCAAAGCGAGAUACGACAGACCCACAAUGGUGGACAUCCCGCAGCUCGGAGACCAUCCUCAAGCUCUCAGUCAUCAGCAGCAGCAGUAUUCACAGCGCGUACCGCUUCCGCAAGCGUCCCUCUCCAUCAGCAGCAGUCAGCAGCACCGUUUCCCCUGCGAAAUCAGGCCCAGCAGCAGAGUCGCGACACCCAGCGCGGCAUCAGCGGGGAGCGCCGCAGCGGCAUCUUUUGGCAGCCAGAGGAGGGUCGCCCAUCAGGAGACACCCGGCAGAUACCCGGCGGGUCGCCACCAGUCUCCAGACUGCACCUAUGGAAUAAGCUCAGGUAAGUGA